CGAAGUUACCACCUAUCAUCUGAGUGGUAUUUAUGUAGAGUGAGUCAGACGUGUGUUCCUCCACAGCAAAGAAUAUGUUUCUCGGCAUUAACAAGAUAGCGACCUAUAAUAAUGGUCUGUAGCUUGCUUCAGAUGUGCGAGUUUUUCUAAAACGCAACUUUUGAGUGUCAGCUUCUAUGAUCAUCGGUUCUUGAUGAACGAAGGCAAUUACGACGUUCCUGUUGUGUUGGAAUUUGAGUAUUAACUAUGGAGAGCAUGUGAAGUUGGUGUGGCCUUUCUGACAUGUGAAGAAGAUGAUGUGGAGAGAGACAGUGAUCCAGGGGAGGUCCUUAAAAUUGGAGUCUGGCAUGGACACCACAUUGGGCUCGAUGAAUGGACUGCAAAUCAAGCUGACCUCAAUGGUUGUGCUACUGUUCAUGACACUGGUAUGCGGUUUUGCACCAUUAUGUAUUGCUAGAGGAACACGAAGAUGCAAUGCCGAUCCAGAAAUACGUCACAAAGUUCUGAGUUUAGUGAGCUGCUUUGCGGGUGGGGUGUUCCUGGCCACCUGUCUGUUGGACCUGGUGCCUGACUACCUCGUGGAGAUCAAUGAGGCAUUCAAAAGUCUGGAGAUCACUCUGCAGUUCCCUCUCCCUGAAUUCAUCAUGGCCAUGGGGUUCUUCCUCGUCCUACUGAUGGAACAGAUCGUCCUUGCCUACAAGGACCAAUCAGGUGGCUCCUUGGAUGAGAGGCGAGCCUUGUUGGUUGAAUCUAAUAUCCAGUCCUACCACAAAGAUAGCCAGGGCUACUCCCACCUGCAUUCUCCAUUUGCCCAUGGCACUGAAGAGUUGGGUGGAUCAAGAGGUCCGGGUGGGGAUGGUGUACACCUCCAUGUGGACUUCAACUCUCACUCAGCUAUCCGCUCCUUCAUCCUGGUUUUCUCACUGUCAUUGCAUUCCGUAUUUGAGGGACUGGCAGUGGGGUUGCAAAGGGAUGGCCACCAGGUACUGGAGAUUUGCAUGGCCCUGUUGCUGCACAAGAGCGUCAUUGCCUUAAGCUUGGCACUUAAGCUCACCCAAGGUCGGCUGCGGCGGGCAGCAGUUGCUGGAUGCAUUCUGGUUUUCUCUAUAAUGUCACCUCUAGGUAUUGGGCUGGGUGUCGCUCUCACAGAAUCGGAAGCCACCCCUCAGCACCAGUUGAUUUGUUCCACACUGGAGGGCCUGGCAGCAGGCACCUUCAUCUAUAUCACAUUUAUGGAGAUCUUGCCUCAUGAGCUGGGGUCCCCACAAAACCGAAUCCCCAAGGUGGCACUUCUGCUCACCGGCUUUGCAGUGGUCACAGGGGUCCUUUUCAUAAAGAUCUAGAGCCCCUCUGCUUGCGUUUGGAAAGAUUGGUUAUCAAAACUAAUUAUAUGAGCACUUUAUUAUAUAACACAAUAAACACACUCUUAUAUAACACUGGUAACUAGUAUCAUUACCAGAUAAAUGGUGUUCUAAUUUAAAAUGAACAGGA
Messenger RNA from Megalops cyprinoides (Indo-Pacific tarpon), 1491 nucleotides. RefSeq names its product zinc transporter ZIP1-like. The record is from RefSeq and is a predicted model, not a curated record. Gene Ontology annotation, molecular function: zinc ion transmembrane transporter activity. The coding region runs from base 294 to 1343 and encodes 349 amino acids. Gene Ontology annotation, cellular component: plasma membrane. Gene Ontology annotation, biological process: zinc ion transmembrane transport. The transcript has 4 exons. NCBI's taxonomy places the organism in Eukaryota, Metazoa, Chordata, Actinopteri, Elopiformes, Megalopidae.